Herpailurus yagouaroundi (jaguarundi) is the source of this 1721-nucleotide messenger RNA. RefSeq names its product mitochondrial ribosome associated GTPase 1 (gene MTG1). Lineage: Eukaryota; Metazoa; Chordata; Mammalia; Carnivora; Felidae. The coding region runs from base 104 to 1198 and encodes 364 amino acids. Gene Ontology annotation, cellular component: mitochondrion. Gene Ontology annotation, molecular function: GTPase activity. The record is from RefSeq and is a predicted model, not a curated record. Gene Ontology annotation, biological process: mitochondrial translation. The transcript is spliced from 9 exons.
GCGUCCGUCUCCCGAACCCCGGAACCACGGGGCCGGAUGGUGGGCCGGUCGGAGAGGUCCGUCGAGGGAGCCGUUCCCCCGCGGCGCUCUGGGUCGCGGCGCCAUGAGGCUAGCCUUCCGCGCACUGGGCGGCGCCGCCGGGGUCGCCUGGCGAGAGAGCUUCCCCCUGGGCGGUCGCGACGUGGCGCGCUGGUUCCCGGGCCACAUGGCCAAGGGGCUGAAGAAGAUGCAGAGCAGCCUAAAGUUGGUGGACUGUAUCAUCGAGGUCCAUGAUGCCCGGAUUCCACUUUCAGGCCGCAACCCUCUGUUUCAAGAAACCCUUGGGCUUAAGCCUCAUGUGCUGGUCCUCAACAAAAUGGACUUGGCGGAUCUGAAGGAGCAGCAGGUGAAGGUCCCUGUCCCGGGCACCUCCAGCACUAGGGUUGUGUCUAGGGUCACCCUUGCAAGCAGACUCUGUGUUGAUUCACUCAGGCAGGCUUGCUUUUUAGCAAACAACCCUUUGUUUGAGGAGGUAUUCCCGCCUGAUUUCUCAAAAGCACCCACACUGGCCAGUUCCAUGGCCUUCCAGACACCAAGUGCGCUGGAGGCCCAAAUUGAGCACGAGCUCAUCUGGGCCUUCAUGGGUUUCCGGCUGUGUCGUUUCUUCUUCUGUAGCUUGUGUGCCAGGCUUCUGUGUUCACUAUGUCCGACAGCCCCUUUGCAUCCCACAGGGAAAGCUACCAGGGUGGGCGGCGAGCCUGGGAUCACCAGAGCUGUGAUGUCCAGAAUCCAGGUGUGUGAGCGGCCGCUGAUGUUCCUGCUGGACACUCCUGGGGUGCUGGCUCCUCGGAUUGAAAGCGUGGAGAUGGGCCUAAAGCUGGCCCUGUGUGGAACCGUGUUAGACCACCUUGUCGGGGAGGAGACCCUGGCGGACUACCUUCUCUACACCCUCAACAGGCACCAGCUCUUUGGGUACGUGCGGCACUAUGGCCUGGGUGGCGCCUGUGACGACAUCGCCAGCGUGCUGAAGCAGGUGGCUGUGAGACUGGGGAAGACGCAGAAGGUGAAAGUGCUCACGGGCACGGGUGACGUGAACGUCAUCCAGCCCAACUACCCUGCGGCAGCCCGAGACUUCCUCCAGACCUUCCGCAGGGGGCUGCUGGGCCCAGUGAUGCUGGACAGGGAUGUCCUGCAGAGGUCCCCCGUGGCAGAGCCCUGAACUGGUCCAGUUGGCAGGGGCCUCACUCCUGCCUGGCCCUUGGCACCAGAGAUGCGGGGCAUCCCAGGCCCCAGCCCAGAAUCUGAUGCUGGGCCUCCCUUUUCCAGAAGCUCCAUGCUGGGCACCAUCCACUCAGGUCUCUACGCCGGGAAGGAACCUGUACCUCCUGCUGCCCCACAGCCUGGCCAGCUGUUGUUGGGGACUGUGCCUGGGGUCUGGACGUCAGGGCUGACGAAGUCCCUAAGCUGUCCCUGGGUGUCUCAACUGUGCUGAGUAUCUCUCAGGGGGAAGAUGAUGCUUUCUCAGGAGGACGUGAACGUACAGUCUGCAAUUUAAAAAUCUCACGAGGCCAGUCUCUGCUGGUGGCUCGUUUGCCGUGCACCAGGAGCACCUUGGGCUCACAUGUUAACGUCUCUCCAAAACGACACAAAAAAUGGGAUAUGAACUGCUUAGUGAGUAAGGUCUAUGUAUCGGGGCCUUGGUGGUACCCUGGGUCCUGCAGUAAAGAAGAGUCUGUUUGCCA